AACUGUUACGCGACGAGAACGAAAUUUGCAUAAAAUAAUUUACUUUUUUUUGUCGGUGUUAAACAGUUUGAACGACGCUUAGCGUUUUAGUGUGUAAUACAAUUAAACGAAAUCGAACGAGUGUCAGCUAGAAGUGCGAGAGAAAGAGAGCGCCAGUGAUAGAUUCAAUCCAGAGCAGCACCCCCGCAAAAAGAAACUGUGUUUUUUUUUUUUUAUAACCCAAUUUAGACAAAAUUUAAUAACAACAACAAAUAUGUUGCGCUCUCUGUCACGCAUUAGCGAAUUACCAAUCGUUGUUAGACAAUUGCAAAAAGUACGUACUGCAAUUAACCAGGACAAUGUUUUUACUAACAACAACAGCAACAACAACAAACGAAGCAUCAGCAACCACAGUCACAAUAAUAACAAUAACAAUAAGAGCCACGGCAAUCAUUGGACAGAGCGGCUAAAACAACAACAACAACAACAGUUGAUAACUAACGGCAAUCGCAGUUAUUCAUCAUCAUUUUUCGGUCUAUUCCAGAGUGCAUCAGCAGCACAGGGUGGUCUCAGCAAAACCAGCACCAACAACAACUAUGCCACGGAAGCUACAAUCGAAGUGAAUCGUCCCUUCAAGCUGCACCGUCUGGACGAGGGACCCGCGACCACGGUGAAACUGACCAAGGAUGAGGCUCUCAAGUAUUACACACAAAUGCAAACGAUUCGUCGUAUUGAGACAGCGGCCGGCAAUCUGUACAAAGAGAAGAUCAUUCGUGGCUUCUGUCAUUUGUAUUCCGGCCAGGAGGCGUGUGCUGUGGGCAUGAAGGCGGCCAUGCGAGAUGUGGAUAACAUCAUUUCGGCCUAUCGUGUUCACGGAUGGACCUAUCUGAUGGGUGUAUCGCCCAAUGGAGUCCUAGCCGAAUUGACCGGAGUCCAGGGUGGUUGUGCUCGCGGUAAAGGAGGCUCCAUGCACAUGUAUUCGCCCAAUUUCUAUGGCGGCAAUGGCAUUGUUGGCGCUCAGGUGCCUCUGGGUGCUGGCGUUGGUUUGGCCUGCAAGUACAAGGGUAAUGGUGGCAUGUGCCUGGCUCUUUAUGGUGACGGUGCCGCCAAUCAGGGACAAGUGUUCGAGGCCUACAACAUGGCCUAUUUGUGGAAAUUGCCGGUAAUCUUUGUCUGCGAGAAUAACAACUAUGGCAUGGGCACCAGUUCGGAGCGUGCUUCCUGCAACACGGAUUACUAUACUCGUGGUGAUGCCCUGCCUGGCAUUUGGGUUGAUGGCAUGGAUGUGCUGGCUGUGCGCAGUGCAACUGAAUUUGCCAUUAACUAUGUGAAUACUCAUGGACCGUUGGUUAUGGAGACGAAUACGUAUCGUUAUUCGGGUCAUUCCAUGUCCGAUCCGGGCACAUCUUAUCGUACACGUGAAGAGAUUCAGGAAGUGCGUCAGAAGCGUGAUCCCAUCACAUCAUUCAAGGAGCUGUGCAUUGAGCUGGGUCUCAUUACGGCCGAUGAGGUUAAGGCCAUUGAUCUGAAGGUACGCAAGGAAAUCGAUGAGGCCACCGCCUUUGCCAAGAGUGAUGCCGAGUUGGCUGUCAGCCAUCUCUGGACCGAUGUCUACUCCAACAAUCUGGAACCCAAACUGCGUGGACCCAUUUCUUACAAUUUGGAUCACAUUCAGGAGCGCAAGGGUGUCAACCAUUAAACAAACGAAAUCUCUAGCUUUUAAGCCGAAAGAUGAUGUUAGAACUUUUGUCAAGCACACACACACACACACACAUAUAGAAGACAUACUGACGGACUAAUAGAAAGACAGAACCACUAAGUAGUUAUCCACCCAUCUUAGCAUCCUUCUAACCAGUGGGCCAGUGGCAAUUGUAAUGGAUAUUAUUAUAAUCGUGUUCAAUAUGGAUAAAGCGGGAUGUAAAUUUGUUGAGUCAAAAAAAAAACAACUGAUAAAAUAUAUAUUACAAAAAAUA
This is a messenger RNA of Drosophila willistoni, 1952 nucleotides long. RefSeq names its product pyruvate dehydrogenase E1 component subunit alpha, mitochondrial. Gene Ontology annotation, cellular component: intracellular membrane-bounded organelle. Lineage: Eukaryota; Metazoa; Arthropoda; Insecta; Diptera; Drosophilidae. The record is from RefSeq and is a predicted model, not a curated record. Bases 254 to 1678 code for a protein of 474 amino acids. The transcript is spliced from 4 exons. Gene Ontology annotation, molecular function: pyruvate dehydrogenase (acetyl-transferring) activity. Gene Ontology annotation, biological process: pyruvate decarboxylation to acetyl-CoA.